Molecule: messenger RNA, 933 nt
Organism: Penicillium cosmopolitanum
Lineage: Eukaryota; Fungi; Ascomycota; Eurotiomycetes; Eurotiales; Aspergillaceae
Product: PLP-dependent cysteine synthase family protein
Exons: 1
Coding region: 1-933 (310 amino acids)
Cellular component (GO): cytoplasm
Source: RefSeq, a predicted model, not a curated record
AUGGCGACAACAACGAUUCUAGACACCAUCGGGAAUACCGCCCUGCUGGAAUUACGUCACGUCAGGCCAUCAAAUGGGUCUCGGGUCUUCGUGAAACUAGAAAGCCAAAACCCUACCGGAAGCAUGAAAGACAGAAUGGCCUUGGCCAUGAUCGAGGCAGCAGAGGCUGACGGGCGAUUGAAGCCCGGUGGCGCAGUGGUCGAGUACACCGGCGGAAGUACCGGCGUGUCAUUGGCAUUUAUCUGCACUGCGAAGAAGCACCCCCUUCACCUUGUUACCUCCGACGCUUUCUCUAGAGAGAAGCUGGACCAUAUGAGACUCCUUGGUGCAAACCUGACAAUCUUGCCUAGCGAGAAUGGCAAGCAGACAGAAAAGCUCACAAAAGAUAUGAUCCGCGAGGCCCAUGCCAUUGCUGAGAGGACUGGAGCUUUUAUCACUGCUCAAAUGGACAACACAGACCAGCUUCAGGCCUAUGUGAAGCUUGCAGACGAGAUCUGGGAGCAAACUGGUGGUACAAUCGAUGCGUUCGUACAAAGCGUAGGCUCAGCGGCAUCCUUCCGCGGGACUUCUGAAGUCCUCCGCCAACGGACUGAUCGCAUCGCUUGCGUUGCCGUCGAGCCUGCUGAAUCUGCCGUGCUGUCUGGUGGUCCUUCUGGAUCGCACAAAAUUGAUGGCACCGGCGCGGGCUAUGUGGUGCCUUUGUGGUAUGAUGGCGUGGCGGAUCAAAUCGAACGCGUAUCGACGGAAGAUGCGAAAGCAAUGGCCUUUCGUUUGGCAAAGGAAGAGGGUAUUUUCUGUGGUACAUCGACUGGGGCCAAUGUGACCGCUGCACUCCGUCUGGCAGAGCGUAUGGAGCCACAGUCUACUAUUGUGACCAUGAUGUGUGACACGGGUAUGAAAUAUCUGAAGGUUUUUUCGCAGGAUCUCGACUAA